Prunus avium (sweet cherry) is the source of this 920-nucleotide messenger RNA. The record is from RefSeq and is a predicted model, not a curated record. Lineage: Eukaryota; Viridiplantae; Streptophyta; Magnoliopsida; Rosales; Rosaceae.
ACUCCACACUCUCCCUCCCUCUUCUGCUCCCCAAAAUCAACAACACAUUAUAGCUCCAGACGACUUGUCGUUUCCGGAGCCUCCACCAACACAUCUGCUUUGGAUUUCAGCCCCAGCAUCGGUGAGGUCCUCGGUGACGUUAGCAUUUUCACCGCUGCUGGUGAUUCCGUCCAGUUCAAAGACCUCUGGGAUCUGAACGAGGGGGUGGCUGUUGUUGCACUAUUGAGGCACUUUGGAUGCCCUUGCUGUUGGGAACUUGCUUCGGCUCUAAAAGAAUCUAAAGCUAGAUUUGAUUCAGCUGGUGUGAAAAUAAUUGCAGUUGGUGUUGGUAGUCCUGAUAAAGCUCGUAUCCUUGCAGAACGGUUACCAUUUCCAAUGGAUAGCCUUUAUGCUGAUCCUGAUCGCAAGGCAUACGAUGUGUUGGGCUUAUACUAUGGACUUGGUCGAACUUUCUUCAAUCCAGCUAGUGCAAAGGUGUUUUCAAGAUUUGAGGCUCUGCAGAAAGCUGUAAAAAACUAUACCAUUGAAGCCACUCCAGAUGACAGAAGUAGUGUGUUACAACAGGGAGGGAUGUUUGUCUUUAAAGGUUUUUCAGUUACGGAGCAUGAUAUUCAAAUUUUACCCAGUCGAGUGUGCAUACGAAAUGCUCUUGUUUCAUAUUUCAUGCUGCAGUAAUCAGUCAAACAGUCUGCCUGCCUGUUCAACCUUGCCAUUCUUAACAUCUGGUAUAUUUAAAAUUCAAUGAAUGCUAAUAUACUGCAUCAUGUCAUUGUAUAAUACAGAUUAGCAUACACCAGAAAGAAAAGAAAAGAAAAAAAAACCAAUGAAUUGUUGUAUAUAAUAGUAACAUGAUGUUUUGUGAACCUUUUCCUGGUUCCAGUUUACUCUUUACCUACAUAUGCUCAUCAUACUUCUAAACA